Rhipicephalus microplus (southern cattle tick) is the source of this 2701-nucleotide messenger RNA. It is a transcript of the gene mdy, whose product is annotated as diacylglycerol O-acyltransferase. Gene Ontology annotation, biological process: triglyceride biosynthetic process. Gene Ontology annotation, molecular function: diacylglycerol O-acyltransferase activity. NCBI's taxonomy places the organism in Eukaryota, Metazoa, Arthropoda, Arachnida, Ixodida, Ixodidae. The record is from RefSeq and is a predicted model, not a curated record. Gene Ontology annotation, cellular component: endoplasmic reticulum membrane.
GCGGUGUUUUUUGCUACGGCGUGCUGCACACGCGCACCGAGCAUCGGGGAGGCGCGUUGAGUGAUUGCAAGCAAGCGCCGGUCGCUUUCCCGCUUCUCGCCUCCGGAGUCAGAGACGCCGUGCACGGGCGCUGUGGUUCCGGCCGCAGCCCGCGAUGGCACAGCAGAACGGCCCCACCACCAACGGGGUUCGAAUACGUCGCACCCUGAGCCUGGCCAACGCACUGCAAAUCCAGGAAUACGAAGCCAAAGAACGCCGCCUCGCCCCCGACUCACCGAUCCACAAGCCGUGUGACUCUCUGUUCAGCAGUUCCCGGGGAUGGACCAACUACCGAGGCCUCUUCAACUUCUGCAUCAUAUUAUUGGUACUAUCCAACAGUAGAGUGGCUUUGGAGAACCUCCUCAAAUAUGGAAUUUUAGUGGACCCAGGAAAGUGGGUGCGGUACUUGUUACUAGAUCCCAGAGUAUGGCCUCCAGUUUAUGCUACACUCGGACUGAACCUGUGUAUUUUGUGUUCAUUGGCCACUGAAAAGUUCUUGGCUACGGGCCAACUGCCUGAAGGUGUGGCCAGAAAUAUGCAGGUUCUCAACCUUUCUUCUAUUCUUCUCAUUCCACCUGUGGUGGUAUUUGUGUGGGACUGCAAUCCUGGCUUUAUUCCAGUUGCGUCAUCACUGGCAUUGGGUUGCGUGACAGUGCUGUUCCUUAAGCUAGUCUCGUACCACAUGGUGAACCUGUGGUGCCGUCAACAGAGAGCAUCUCGCAAGCACCAUCGACGGAGGUCCUCAUCUGGCAGUGGCCAGAUAACCCAGGGUGUGAAUGGACGCACCACCAAUGGCCACAUGGCAAAGUUUGUCAUCUACCCCGAUAAUUUGAACCUCUACGAUAUUUAUUAUUUCAUCUUUGUGCCAACCCUUUGCUAUGAGCUCAACUUUCCAAGGUCAUCAAGAAUAAGAAAGCGCUUCCUGUUUCGCCGGUUUCUGGAAUCUUUAUUGCUGUUGCAGCUCAUCUUGGCCUUGGCCCAGCAAUGGAUAGUACCCAUUAUGGAAAACUCUCUGAAGCCUUUUCAGGAGAUGAAUUUUCCUGCAAUGCUUGAAAGGUUACUCAAGUUGGCUGUUCCUAACAUACUAAUUUGGUUACUUGCAUUCUAUUGGUUCUUCCAUUCAACGCUGAACACAUUUGCUGAGCUCUUGCGUUUUGCAGACAGAGAGUUCUACAGAGACUGGUGGAAUGCAGACACUGUGCAGUAUUUCUGGCAAAACUGGAACAUUCCAGUGCACAGAUGGUGCUUGCGUCACCUCUACAAACCUUUGGUUGCUGCUGGCAUGUCAAAAACCCUGGCUUGCAUAAUGGUGUUCCUCCUGUCAGCAUUCUUCCAUGAGUACCUUGUCAGUGUUCCCCUGAAAAUGUUCAGGGUGUGGGCGUUUCUUGGGAUGCUUGCACAGGUGCCAUUUGCCUUUGUCAUUGACAACAUCUUCCGCAACCGAUACAACAACUUGGGCAACAUGGCUGUCUGGAUUUCACUCAUAAUAGGGCAACCUUUGGCGAUAUUGAUGUACUAUCACGACUAUUACAUAAUCAACUAUGGGACAUCACGAACAUUGUGAUCACAUUUCUGCAAGCCUAGACAGCUGCAGUUAUGAAGAUUAGCAGUUGAGCCAGCUGUGGAAGUUUGUCAUGAGGAAUGUCAAAGUGGUGUACACUAGCAACUUUAUGUGGAACAUUUUUACAGACUACACAUGCAUCUGUGAUCCACUUGUAUAUAGAUGUGUGCAUCAUAUGCUAAAGAUAUGUCAGUUAUUGCUUUGCUGGAAACAUAUUGUGAUUUUUUUUUACUCUCUUCAUGGGAAACACGUGAUACGUAUACUUCUCAAGCAGAAUACGGAAUGUGCAUUGUAGCUCUGGUACUAUUGUUUGUUUGUGAAAGUAGCUCUUAGCUAACUUUAUAUGAAAUAUGCAUGUAAUUUUAUAGAAGUUUUAUAACUACUGUUUUGUAUUUAAAUCAGUCAAACUUCUUAGAUCAAUUAUGUACCUAUUUUUCAGUUUAACUAAACUGAAAAAAAAGUCCACAUACUCUAGUUGAAGAACAACAAAUCUGAAUUCGGUUUUAAAGUUUUAUUUAAGCUAAGGAAGCCUUCUAGGCAUGGGGAUGUGCCUCUUGUCAGGUCUGUUACCUAUUCUGUUCCUUACUUAGUCUUGCUGUCAGUAAAGAUAUUUCAUGUAUACUAUGCCAAUUUUCUGAUAUACACAACAAGCAAGUUGCACAGAGUAGCAACUUGCUUGUACAUAUUAACUGCACAUAAAACUUUGCUAGGGGAAUUUUCUCCACUGUAAUUAUAAAAUCCAAUGACUUCAGUGAAGUGACUUUUUUUGUAGUAUAUAGUAGAACACUUUUGGUGCUUUCUUAUUCGCCUUCAAGGCAAUACAUUGAUCUAUUGCGAGUGUGCCUUGUACGGCAUGCAGCAUUCAACUGGGAGACUGCUUUUUACUCUGUAUAGUGGCUUCAAGUUAUGCUGAAUCGUCUCAUAAAAAUGUGUUCGAACCAAUUGUCUUUUCUUUGUUAGUUUUGCUAGUAAAUUAAAUUUCACGUCUGAAUACUAAGGUCUAACAGUUGUAUGCAACUUUUCAGCAUGUACAAUAAUUGCCAUCUUUUUUCUUACUUUAUGGCCCCUACCAAAGGCAGGUGUUGCCGAUUCAUUGCAAUA